Molecule: messenger RNA, 2489 nt
Organism: Bufo bufo (common toad)
Lineage: Eukaryota; Metazoa; Chordata; Amphibia; Anura; Bufonidae
Gene: SYK
Product: spleen associated tyrosine kinase
Exons: 14
Coding region: 346-2241 (631 amino acids)
Biological process (GO): regulation of platelet aggregation; cell differentiation; neutrophil activation involved in immune response
Cellular component (GO): extrinsic component of cytoplasmic side of plasma membrane; cytoplasm
Molecular function (GO): non-membrane spanning protein tyrosine kinase activity; signaling receptor binding; ATP binding
Source: RefSeq, a predicted model, not a curated record
CAAACAGAACAAGAUGAGAAAAUGAGGAAGCAGCCAGUCAGUUCCAGUUGAAAGGUUUUUACUGUAGGCUUCUUAAUUACACACACAGCGCCUUGAUCUUCUCAGUUAUUAAGAAUCUUCAGCUACAACACAAAAGACAUUAGUUUAUUAUGUAUUUUUCUUGAAUAGACUUGAACUAGAUUUCUGGAGAGAGAUGGAUAUUCAUAAAGUUCUUACUCAAAACUUGUCUUAGGAGUCAGGAGACGUCAAGACGAGAACAUAAGUGCGCAAUAGCAAUUAUUCCAAGCAACAGGUCCCAAGUUACAACUUCUGUUGUGGAUAUCAAGUCUUAAGAAUUUUAAGGACAUGGCAGAAGUCACAAACCAGUUGCCAUAUUUUUUUGGCAACAUAACACGUGAAGAAGCUGAGAACUAUCUUAAGCACGGAGGUUUGAGUGAUGGCCUGUAUUUAUUGCGGCAAAGCAGAAGUUACCUUGGAGGUUAUGCCCUAUCUCUAUCUCAUAGUCGAAAAUAUUACCAUUAUACGAUAGAAAGAGAGUUGAGUGGAACUUAUGCAAUAACUGGUGGAAUAUCACAUAACUCUCCAACUGAGCUAUGUAAUUAUCACACUCAUGAAAGUAGUGGACUUGUCUGUUUGUUGAAGAAACCCUGUAGUCGUCCAUCUGGAGUUCAACCAAAAAUAGGACCUUUUGAAGACCUCAAGGAAAAUCUUAUCAGAGAGUAUGUACAACAAACAUGGAAUUUACAGAGUGAAGCUCUUGAACAAGCUAUUAUCAGCCAAAAACCCCAGCUAGAGAAGCUGAUUGCCACCACUGCUCAUGAAAAAAUGCCUUGGUUUCAUGGCAUUAUUUCAAGAGAUGAAUCUGAACAACUGCUAUUGCAUGGUAUAAAGUCCAAUGGAACCUUUCUAAUAAGAGAACGGGACAACAAUGGAUCAUAUGCCUUGUGUUUGCUUCAUGAUAGGAAGGUUUCACAUUAUCGCAUUGAUCGAGAUAAAACAGGAAAACUGUCAAUACCAGAAGGGAAGAAAUUUGACACUUUGUGGCAGUUGGUCGAGCAUUAUUCCUACAAACCUGAUGGACUUUUGAGGGUGCUGACAAAUCCAUGUCCAAGAUCAGCAGCUAGCAGCAGUGCUGUAGGACCCUUUACUUUCCGUGAAUUUGGGCUUCCUAAGCUUCCUGUGAGGAAUUGGUCAGCAGGUGGAAUAAUCUCAAGAUUCAAAUCCUACUCCUUUCCCAAGGCUGGCUGCAAAAAGACCGCUAAUGUUGCACGAGCUGCAAGUGUUUCUUCAUCAAACCCCUAUGUGUCUAGAAUGAGACUAGAUGAAAAAGGUACUGGUCCAUCAUUGUAUUCGAUGCCAAUGGACACUGACGUAUAUCGUGGAAUAUAUGAAGAUCCUGAUGAGCUAAGGGCUCAAACUGUGAAAAUACAACCAGAACAACUUACUUUGGAUGAUGUUGAACUUGGUUCUGGAAACUUUGGAACUGUGAAAAAAGGAGUUUUAAAAAUGACAAAAUCUGAAAGAAAAGUUGCAGUUAAAAUUCUUAAAAAUGAAAGCAAUGAUCCUUCUGUUCAAGAAGAACUUCUAAGAGAAGCCACCGUGAUGCAACAAUUGGAUAACCCAUACAUUGUCAGAAUGAUUGGUGUUUGUGAAGCUGAGUUUCGGAUGUUGAUUAUGGAGCUGGCAGAACUUGGACCCCUGAAUAAAUUUUUGACUAAAAACAGGGAUAUUUCGGAAAAAAAUUUAACAGAACUCGUCCAUCAAGUUUCCAUGGGGAUGAAGUACUUGGAAGAAAAAAAUUUUGUUCACAGGGAUUUGGCAGCAAGAAAUGUUCUUUUGGUGACUCAACAUUAUGCCAAAAUUAGUGAUUUUGGGCUUUCUAAAGCAAUUGGUUCUGAUGAAAGUUACUAUAAAGCAAAAAGUUGUGGAAAAUGGCCGGUCAAGUGGUAUGCGCCUGAAUGUAUGAACUACUAUAAAUUUUCAAGCAAAAGCGAUGUAUGGAGUUUUGGUGUGCUUAUGUGGGAGGCGUAUUCAUAUGGACAAAAACCAUAUAGAGGAAUGAAAGGUGGAGAAGUGUCCCUAAUGAUUGAAAGUGGAAAACGUAUGGAGUGCCCACUCAAGUGCCCACCAGAAAUUUAUGAACUAAUGAAGUUAUGCUGGACCUACAAAGUUGAAGAUCGUCCUUCAUUUGUCAGUGUUGAGCUUCAACUUCGAAACUAUUACUAUGAUAUUGCCCAGUAAGCUCUUGAAUUUUCUGUAAAUGGAUUCUGCCUCAUACUUGCUUCCCCAGAACCAAGAAAAGUGUACACACAGUUAUUUUUAUUAACAGACAUUGCUUUCUGUAUGAACCUUAUGCAGAGUUACGCUAGAAGACUCUAAAAGCUAUGAGAAUUUCUAUGUAAUGGACUGAGUAGUUAUGUUCUAAAAUAUUACAGAUCACACGCCUGCUAUUUCAAUUGGUCUUUUUUUUAAAUGAUACAAUAAAGUGA